Messenger RNA from Aspergillus mulundensis, 1305 nucleotides. Its product is annotated as PDK/BCKDK family protein kinase. The record is from RefSeq and is a predicted model, not a curated record. The coding region runs from base 1 to 1305 and encodes 434 amino acids. The transcript has 4 exons. Gene Ontology annotation, molecular function: pyruvate dehydrogenase (acetyl-transferring) kinase activity. Gene Ontology annotation, cellular component: mitochondrion. NCBI's taxonomy places the organism in Eukaryota, Fungi, Ascomycota, Eurotiomycetes, Eurotiales, Aspergillaceae. Gene Ontology annotation, biological process: regulation of glucose metabolic process; protein phosphorylation.
AUGUGGAAGCCGUCGGAGCGCCUGAUGGACACCAUCAGGCAUUACGCCAGCUUCCCAGCAACUGGCGUUUCGCUCCGACAGAUGGUUCAAUUCGGAGACAGACCUUCAACUGGGACCCUGUUUCGCGCUUCUCAAUUUCUUUCAGAAGAACUCCCCAUUCGUCUCGCGCACCGUGUCCAAGAUCUUGGAGAACUCCCAGAUGGGCUCAGUGAAAUGCCCUCGAUAAAAAAGGUUCAGGAUUGGUACGCGCAGUCGUUCGAGGAAAUCAUCACUCUACCCCGACCAACCCUCACUCAAGAAGUCAAGGCCCGUCUGCUGCGCCCGAACAGAACGCUCACUGGUGGGUCGAAGAUCCUCGCCGAAACCACCCAAAAUCCCAGCAUUCGCGAGGGGCAGUACCGUUCCGCCAUGUCAAAUGGUAACGGAAAUGGCAAGGCCGCUGCUGCUCGGAGAUAUUUUGUCCCUUCGGAUGACCAGGGAGACUGGCCUCCCGAGUUAAAUGACUACAACGAACGGUUUGCGAAGACUCUACAACAAAUCAAGCGGCGACACGAUAGUGUUGUGACUACGGUGGCACAAGGCAUUCUUGAAUGGAAACGGAAGCGGCAGCGGCUACAAAUCGACUCGACAAUCCAGUCAUUUCUCGAUCGCUUCUACAUGUCUCGGAUAGGUAUACGAAUGCUUAUUGGUCAACACAUUGCUCUCACGGAACAAACGCACGUGCGCCAUCCGCAUUACGUUGGUAUUAUAUGUACAAAAACAAAUGUGCGCGAGGUGGCCCUCGAGGCAAUCGAGAACGCGCGGUUUGUAUGCGAGGAUUACUACGGACUCUUUGACGCUCCCAAGGUGCAGCUUGUCUGCAAGGAGGAUCUGAAUUUUAUGUAUGUGCCGGGACACCUGUCUCACAUGCUCUUUGAGACAUUGAAGAACUCUCUUCGUGCUGUAGUCGAGAGGCAUGGCGCGGACAAGGAAGCUUUCCCGGUCACCAAAGUUAUUAUCGCCGAAGGCAGAGAAGACAUCACUAUCAAAAUCUCUGAUGAAGGUGGUGGCAUUCCGCGCUCCUCGAUUCCUCUUGUCUGGACCUAUAUGUAUACAACCGUGGAGCAAACCCCCAACCUCGACCCGGACUUUGACAAGAGCGACUUCAAAGCGCCCAUGGCAGGAUUUGGAUAUGGGCUGCCCAUCAGUCGCUUGUAUGCGCGGUACUUCGGUGGUGACUUGAAGCUGAUCAGCAUGGAAGGGUAUGGCACUGACGUGUACCUCCACCUGAACCGCCUAUCAUCGAGUUCGGAACCCCUUCAAUGA